AUAGCAUACUACUCACUUGUGUCUUGUUGAAUGUGUCAAUUAGUGAAGAGAUGAAACUGGGGCUAUCAAAUUUUGCCACUGCAGUUGUAAUCUUUUCCAGCCUGGAUGCAGUGCUUGGGAUCAGAUUUGUGAUUGACAAAGAAGAUUUUUUCUCUCAUAAUGUUCAAUAUGAAGGGGAUAGAGUCCAUGCUUCAUUUGUUGUGAUCAAGGUUGAUACAUCUUGGCAACAUACUCAUGAGGGUGUAGACCUUUCGGUGAAAGGACCUUCUGGUGAACCAAUUAAAGAUUUUCAUGACAUGACAAGUGAAAUAUUCGAAUUUGUGGCACGAAACAGUGGACCCUAUCGCUUCUGCUUCAUCAACAAGUCUCCCUAUCAUGAAACAGUUGAUUUUGAUGUCCAUUCUAACCACAUUCAUUUCACUGAUCAGCAUGCAAAAGAUGAGCAUUUAACUCCUUUGUUGGAUCAGAUAGUAAAGUUAGAGCAAGCUCUUUUCAACAUUCAGUAUGAACAGCAUUGGCUUGAGGCUCAGACAGAACGCCAGGCAAUAGCAAGCAAUGCAAUGAGCUCCAGAGCAAUUCACAAGGCCUUACUUGAAUCAAUGACACUAAUGGGUGCCAGUGCCCUCCAAGUUUAUCUUCUCCGUCGCCUCUUUGAAAGAAAGCCUGCCUAUAGAGUUCAAGUACCUGAACGUUGAUUUUGGAGCAUAACCUGUUAAGUCCACUAAAUUCUGUUGGCCAUUAAAGGUUACAUUGGAACCACCUAAUUGAAGAUUAUUUAGCUCUUCUUUUAAGGCACAUGGACAUGCAUUCCUGUCUUACUUUAUGCUAGUCAUGUUAACAUUGCUGUCUCCGAGCUCUCCAGCUGAGUCCUCUUAAAUUUCGCAGGAUAAGUGGACCAGAUAAAUGAUAAAUAAUUGGCCAUAGAACUUGCAAGCAUACAAAUUGUAAUUUGCGAUUUCGAGUCACCAUGGAUGCUUUUCUUUAUAAAAAUCU
Molecule: messenger RNA, 993 nt
Organism: Glycine soja
Lineage: Eukaryota; Viridiplantae; Streptophyta; Magnoliopsida; Fabales; Fabaceae
Product: transmembrane emp24 domain-containing protein p24beta2-like
Exons: 4
Coding region: 51-695 (214 amino acids)
Biological process (GO): intracellular protein transport; endoplasmic reticulum to Golgi vesicle-mediated transport; Golgi organization
Cellular component (GO): endoplasmic reticulum-Golgi intermediate compartment; endoplasmic reticulum; COPII-coated ER to Golgi transport vesicle
Source: RefSeq, a predicted model, not a curated record